Galleria mellonella (greater wax moth) is the source of this 3494-nucleotide messenger RNA. RefSeq names its product stress-activated map kinase-interacting protein 1 (gene Sin1). Lineage: Eukaryota; Metazoa; Arthropoda; Insecta; Lepidoptera; Pyralidae. Gene Ontology annotation, cellular component: TORC2 complex; cytoplasm; plasma membrane. The transcript is spliced from 7 exons. The record is from RefSeq and is a predicted model, not a curated record. Gene Ontology annotation, biological process: TORC2 signaling. Gene Ontology annotation, molecular function: phosphatidylinositol-4,5-bisphosphate binding. Bases 137 to 1720 code for a protein of 527 amino acids.
AAGAAAAAAAAAGUCAAAUGACAAGUUUACGUCGGCCACUGUUAUUUGUUUGUUUGGAAUUAAAUACAUUUUUAUUAUAUUUGUGGAUUAAAGAGAAAUACUCAGAUUAUUGCUAUUAAUAUAGUAGUCUAUAGAAAUGGCUACGUAUGACAACAAAAUUUGGCUCCUUAAAAAUAUACGGGAUGCCUUUAUAGCGACUGACGAUACAGGUUUAUGUGAAAUUGUAAUGGCUGGUGAGGAUUUUUCAAAAAUAUUUCAAAACAAGGCUGUUGAAGACAGAAAAAGAAUAAAAGAAGGCAGAUAUAAACAAACAAGCGUAAAUAAAGGUAAAGAGGGCAUGGGAGAUAUAUCAGAAGAUGAUGAUGAUAGAGAAAUUGUGACACAAUUUGACCCAUAUCCCGACAUGGAGGACAGUGAGGAUGAUGACUUGAUGUGUGGCAGCUAUGUACGUUAUGAUGAUUUUGGUGGACACAGACAAAGAUCUAAUACAGCUCAAAGGCUAGAUAAAAAGGAACAAGCUUUAAAAAAGGCAGCUAAAAUAAAAGUUAUAAAAUGGGAAGACCCAGCACCACUCACAUCUGAACAGAUAUCAGAAAUGUUUGCCAAAGUCGAAGUGAAAAAGGCAGAGAAACAGAAGUCAUUGUUAACUGAACAGCUUGAGAACUGUCCGGACCUUCCUCAUCGUCAAUAUCUGGAGUAUGCAAAGUUUGAUGGCACUGCACAACUAGGACUACCAACAAAGUCGUUUAAGAUCUUCAUGACAAUGCUUCCAGAAAAGCAUCAGAACUAUCCCCUAGUUGUCUGUGUCAUUGCAAAUGCAAAGAUUAAAGAUCUUAUUGGUUUCACUUGCUAUAAAUACAGCAUUGAACAUCCUGAAGUAACAUUGGGAUGUGUGCAUAAUUACGGACUUUGCAUAGCAGAGGAAGAUGGGGAAGUCGAUAUUGGGUUUCCUUGUCUUGAUGCCAAUGAACCGUGUUCUAAAUUUGGUUUCACAUGUCUUGGUCUUGUAGAUUUAAAUAACAAAAAUGCACUUACUCACGGGCCAAUACAUUCUAUACCUGAUGAUGGAAUGUUGUAUAAAGGAUUGGAUAUAUUUCCAAAAGCUUCAGAUUCUGGCCAUAGUCAUCACACGCAGCCUAGACUCAAUACAGGAGAUAGUACUACUUCUGAAACUGUCAAAAUAGCUAUAAAAGCGGUAUCCAAUGAAAAGAAAGCUGGCGAUACAGACUUAGAUAAACUACACUCGCACAUGACAGAGCCUCCACAGUAUAAAAUGUACAGAGUUAAUUUAUUACGAAAAGUGCGUACGAAUAUACCGGUACAGCUUGUCAUAUCAUUUGAUAAGAUUGAGGUGGAGCCUCUUAUCCCGCACAAGCACGCAUUUUGGUCAAAAUCCAAAUACUUCCUGCACAGUAUAGACUCAAUAGCGUGGUGCCAGAUGCUGGAAGCCAAGGCUAGUAAAACUACGUUUAGGGUCUUAUACUCACCCUUACAUAAUACGAAUUAUGACCAUAUUAAUUUAGGUGCCAGCAUUUUCCAUUCUAACGCAACGUACAAAUACCAUGAUUUCGAGUGUGACCAUGAAACAGCCAAAGAGAUUGUGGACAAAAUAAAUAUAAUUCUUGACCGUAGAAACAGUCCGUGUCGUCGGGACUACAAAAUAGCUAAAGAGAAGAAACUACAAACACGAAGGAGUUUUCACACUAAACAUUUAAGUUGAGUACCAAAAUAAUAAUAGUGUAGUCUAAUCAAAGUUCCUCACAUAAUCAAAGACUGUACUAGGGUACAAAUAGAGUAGAAUUUUAAAUGCUCAAUUAUACAUAUACUAUGUAUAGGUACUGUGUAUAAGCAUUAUUUAUAUCGCCAGAUCUGCUAGUCCCUGAGGCGUGAGAUAAGUUUACAUUUGUGUGGAUUCACCACAUAGACAAUGUACCUAUAUACGGAUUUUUACCUCUUUUUUAUACCUAACCUGUGGCCAUAGACAUAUACACAAAUGAAAAAUACAUCUCAUGCUUCACAAAUUAUUAGUUUAAAAUACAGAUUUAGAACAUUUUGAUUAUAAAAAUAAAAACUGAACAGGUGUGCUUUAAUACCAGCUUUAUACAAUUGUUAUAAUAUUAAUUAUAUUAGUUUUAAGACUGACUCAUUCUAUUGUUGUGUUUAUUAAACUGUUUGUACCCUAGUUUCGGUGAAUGAAUGAUACAUUUGUGAUUAAUAUAAUCACGAAUUUUAUUGAAUAAACUGAUGUACAGAUUCGAUACAUUUAUACACUAUUAUAAUCACUGCCUGCUGUCAAUAAGGAUUAAUGUCUGAAAAUAAUCUGUCCAUAUAUAUAUACAUUCUUCGCAAACUUUAACUGUAAUAAGAAACUGUUGAAUUUUAUUAUCUUUUAAAUUACAUUACCCUGUGGGAGUGAGAAUAUGUCACGAGGAAUCGCAAAUUUAUAUUAUUUGAUAAGAUUAAAAACACACAACAACGCAAGUUUAAAAUUAGAAAUAAAAACAAAAAACAAACGUUUUAUAAUACUUGUUAUAUUCUCAAACUUAUGGCGAAAUUUGUAUGUAAAUAAAUAUUGUAUUUGUGUUAGAUAAUUUAUUUUUACUUCGUAAUAUGUUACUGAAAUUGUAAAAUGUAAAUGAUGAAUUUUUUAUUAUUUUUGUAUAUAUGGUUGAGAAUAUUCUGCAGGUACUGUAUUAAUUUGCCAAAUAAAAUGUACUGACUAUAAAAUUUCAAUAAAGAACUAUAAACGUUAUAUAUAAAAGUACUUUGAUGUAUGACUUCUUAACCUUAUUGUAUGUAAAUCAAUGGCUAGAAUACUAUGUGUUUGUCUAAUAUAAUUUAUUUUAAUCCUGUAAUACAUUUUUUCAAUGGAAUUCUGAACUAUUCUACUUUUACAUGAUUGAUUGAUGAUAAUUUUCUUAUUAUAAAACUAAAAUUACAGAACCAAAUAUACAUUUCUUUAUUUCUAAGUUGAGUUUUUCAUAUAGUAGAAAUAUUGUAAAAGAGAUUACAGUGAUAUUACUUUGAAUAAUAUUGAAAAGUCUUCACAUUCGAGAAGACCGCAGAAAGAUUUUGUGACGCUUAUGGUUGGGUUACGGUUUUUAGUGAAAAGAACACAAUCUUAACAACUACAAUAUUAUUAAAUGAUUGUAAAUAUAAACAGUGGAAAGUGAUUUUGUAAAUAUUUUAAAACGCCGUUAGUUAUUCCCAUGGGAAUAUUUAUUGUUUGGAAACUGACACUAUAAAAAAAGCGUUGUUAAAUUGCUUUCUAAUUUCCGACGUGAAUUUAUACUCGUAUUAAAAAAUAACUGUUACUAUUUUCAAUGAAGUUUUUCUACUUUGUCUAUACUGAAUAAAUAACAAUCAAUUCAUGCAUGUAUUAAUUGAGUUCAUCCAGAUAAUUUUGUUUUUAUAUCAGUAUUUUUCUUUAUGUAUACUUGCUUUUGAAAAUAGAUUUGUGCAAUAUGUUCUAGAACACAGUUCUUUAUGUAAAA